AGAGCUGGCUUUUCACCUGGCCGUUCACUUGGUGCAAAGCCUGGGCCAUCGCAGAUCUACCCUGGGCUCAGAGGGGGGAAUGCUGGACUGUCCGGAGAGUGGGGCCAAAGGAGCCCCCAUCCAUACGAAAAUCUCCUUCUCCAUCUUAGACAUCCUGGAUCCUCAGAAAUUUACCAGGAAGAGCAACCCGGUGGCAGGGAGAAGGGAGAGCAUCCCCCACGCGGGACAGCGGGAAAAAAGUUUGGGAAGAGUUGAGCUAGAAAGGAAUCCCAGCAGCAGGAGGAAUAAGCUAGAGGCAUACCAUGAUGGAAACAGCAACGGAGAGAGAGAAGCAGCCGCCCUGGAGGCGUCGCAACAAGAGGAGCCGGGACGGGACGCCGGCUGCUUAGCAACCGCGGCAGGAUCCGCACCGCUCCACUCACCCGACCUCCCUCUCUCCUCGUCGUCGGAUCUGGACGAGCCGGGCUCGCCGCGAUCGUCGAAGAGGCGCCGGGCAGAGCCCAGCUGCGCCAAGCCUCGGCGGGCCAGGACGGCCUUUACUUACGAGCAGCUGGUGGCUUUGGAGAACAAGUUCAGAGCCACGCGGUACCUGUCGGUGUGUGAGCGCCUCAACCUGGCCCUAUCGCUCAGCCUGACCGAGACGCAGGUCAAAAUCUGGUUCCAGAACCGAAGGACCAAAUGGAAGAAACAAAACUCGGGCGUAGAUGGCACGACGCAGCCGGGAAGCAACGCUCUGCCCCCUGGAGGAGAAGGCAGCCCUAGUCCGCCAGGCCCCAGCACCCUAGCCUACCACCAGACUUUUCCAUCUUACGCCUCAGCCAAUAUCAUCUUUCCAGCAGCAGCGGCAGCUCCCCUUCCCCUGGCCGCAGGAGGGGCACCAUUUCCCUCCUUUCUUAGCCCCACAUACCUGGCCCCGUUUUAUACCCCUCGCCUAUAAAUGGAUCGUAUUCCCUGCGUGGGAGUGGAGAGGAGCAAAUCCUAUUGUGUUUAAACAAACGAAGGAAAUGCAGUUCUAGAAAAUGUCUUCACUCUUAGCUGCUAAAUUUGUUUUCCUAAGUCUUAUUUGAGAGCAUGCCUGCUAAUCAGCCACCCUGUGAUUACCGUUACCUAGUUAUGGGUCCUUUUCUAAGUCUUCAUUUCUAUGGGAAAAGAGAAGUGGGGGAUAAAUGCCAAUCCCAAACUUUUCUUCAGAAAAUCAGCUCCUUUAGUCCCUUGGAAAUCCUUUGGGAGCAGAAUGACUUUCAAUACAAAAACAUGGAUUUAUUUAAAGUAAACAAACAGGGCAGGUACACAGAAUUUGAUAUUUAUAUGAUUGCUGAUCUGUAGAGAGUGAAAGAAGAGACAGAUGUGGAUAUAACAGUCCGGAAGGGCAACAGAAAGUUCUCUCGCUAUAAGCUUCUCCCUCCCUCCACUCUAGUUUCUUUCAGGUGCCCUGUGACAGACUGAACCACUGUAAUUCCAUACCCAACCUUAGAAUUUGCUAGAUGCUGGACCAGACCAUAGUGUGCAUACUAUAGCAUACCCAGUGCUGCAUGAUCCUGUCUGACCAUUAAACUCACUCCUAGACAGUGUGUAAUAGUGGAAUAUGCAAACUGUAGAUUGGAAAUGAAGACAGUAUUUUAAUAAAAUGUGUAUUGUACUAUAUACUGUCUUGUAUUUUAAAGCAACAGUUCCCCAGUGGUGGGUCUGGGGCCACCAGAGGGCAGCAUAAACCUUAUGUAGGGUUCAAUUAAAUAUUGGGUUAAACAGUAGAAUCCUGUGUAUAUUUACAAGUUCAGUUUCGAUCCCACUCUGUUCAAGGUGGGUGGAGAAUUACUGCCAGAUAAAUGUGGAUAAGAUUGCACCAUGAGUGUGCUACAGACUAUGGCAGGUGUGAGAAACCAUUGGCUCUCCAGAUAUCGCUAAAGUGCAGUUCCCAUCAGCUCCAGCAAGCAUAACCAGUGGCCAGGAAUGAUGGGCGUAGUAGUUCAGCAACCUCUGGAGGGCCACUUGGACUAUGGCCUCAACCAAAGUGGAGAUCCUGUCUAAUGUAAUGAUUUGAAAAUACUAUUUAUUUGUAUACAAGACCAGUUUUUUUCUGCUUUAGUUCUAAAGAUAUACUUCAUACAUACAAAUAGUAUUCUUAAUUAAAACCAUUGGCAGGAAUAGCACCAAAUAUACCAUGAGUUACUGUAGAUGCUAUACCAACUUUUCUGUCAAAAGGGAGCAUCCACAGCUACAAUAAACACUUGUUCCAGGUCUUUAA
Molecule: messenger RNA, 2245 nt
Organism: Rhineura floridana
Lineage: Eukaryota; Metazoa; Chordata; Lepidosauria; Squamata; Rhineuridae
Gene: NKX1-2
Product: NK1 homeobox 2
Exons: 2
Coding region: 80-937 (285 amino acids)
Biological process (GO): cell differentiation; regulation of transcription by RNA polymerase II
Cellular component (GO): nucleus
Molecular function (GO): DNA-binding transcription factor activity, RNA polymerase II-specific; RNA polymerase II cis-regulatory region sequence-specific DNA binding
Source: RefSeq, a predicted model, not a curated record